AUGGUGGUUACACGGUCAAGGUCGAAAAACAAUCGAACGUUGAAUGAUCGCUCUAAGGAAAGGUAUUCAUAUCGACCACGCUCGCAAUUCGUGGAAAGUGACGCGUUUGUUGGCUAUAGACCAAUCGAUUACUAUCUGCAAAGCGAUUGUCUUUUAACUCAGGAAGAAUUAAAGCGCCUCGAUGAGCACAUUUAUUCAGCUGUCGAUACUUCUUGGUUGGACGAGCUUUGCAUGAAGAGAUUUUGGGAAAAUGUCGUGGAAUACUAUCCGCGAUGGGUUGCACCAAAUCUAUUAACGCUAAUCGGUUUGAUAACAAAUCUUUUCACUGUUCUCGUCCUUUCAUAUUUUUGCCCGACAGCAAAGGAAACUGCUCCAGCUUGGGCAUAUCUCCUCGCCGCGUUUGGAUUGUUCGCUUAUCAAACUUUGGAUGCUACUGAUGGAAAACAAGCUCGCCGAAUUGGUGCAUCGUCUCCAUUGGGUGAACUAUUCGAUCAUGGAUGCGAUUCCGCCUCUCAGGUGUUUGUUACUUUAAAUGUAUGCUACGCUUUGCAAUUGGGAUCCGUGGGAUGCGGUGUAUUUAUUGCUUGCUUGAUUUCGGUUUCAUUGUUCUAUACGGCUCAUUGGAGCACUUAUUGUACGGGACAACUUCGAUUCUCACGAUUUGAUGUUACCGAAGCGCAAAUGUGUAUCAUUUGUAUGCUAUUAAUAACUGCGGUGUUUGGUCCAAAUAUCUGGAGCAUUGUUUUAGGUUUUCUGGGAUACACGCUGAAACAUUUCAUUUUACUCGCCGCAAUUAUUGGAACGUUGUAUCAGGCCUGUGGAUAUUUAUCAGUGAUUUGCUCUGAUGGUGUUGGAAAAAACGGAUCAACGGUUGCUGGAACAUCUGUGCUCUUUCCCGCGUGUCCCCUGAUGGCAGUGGUCAUUCCAUAUUGUAUGAUCUACAGCAAGUCGAAUUCAACUGUUUUUGAUGAUUAUGUUGUCAUUUUCGUGUUGCAAUUUGGAGCGGUUGCGGCCAAGGCUACCAAUCGAUUAAUUGUUGCCCAUAUGAGUCGAAGUGAGCUCAUUCUAUGGGAUUGGAUCCUCCUUGCUCCAAUAUCUUUGAUCCUCAACCAGUACUACGACUUUUUGUUCGACGAGAAGCGGCUUCUGGAGAAAAUGUCGACGUCACCGCGCGAUGGCCAAAACGAAUCGACGUAUGGAUUCGUAUAUGGCGUAUCGGGACCUGUCGUAACUGCUGAGAAGAUGGCUGGAUCAGCUAUGUACGAGUUGGUGCGCGUCGGACAUCAAGAGCUUGUCGGCGAGAUUAUUCGUCUUGAAGGCGACUUCGCUACAAUCCAAGUUUAUGAAGAAACUUCUGGAGUCACUAUUGGAGAUCCAGUGCUUCGAACUGGGAAACCGUUGUCUGUGGAACUUGGUCCGGGAAUUAUGGGCUCCAUUUUCGACGGAAUUCAGAGACCGUUGAAGGAUAUUGCUGAUCUAACGCAGUCAAUCUAUAUACCAAAAGGAGUAUCUACUAAUGCGCUUUCUCGGGAAUCUCGAUGGGAUUUUACCAUCGGCAAGGAUAUUAAAGUUGGAGCACAUGUUACUGGAGGAGAUGAGAUAGGAACAGUUGCUGAAAGCUUGCUUAUCAAGCAUAAAAUCAUGCUGCCACCGAAUGCUUGUGGAACUGUUACGUUUGCCGCGCCGUCUGGACAAUAUACAGUUGACGACGUAUUGCUGGAAGUAGAGUUCGCUGGCAAAACGCAAAAGUUCUCGAUGCUUCAAAUUUGGCCAGUCCGAAACCCGAGACCAUGCGCUGAAAAGUUGGCUGCUAAUAAUCCACUCCUUUGUGGUCAGCGAGUUCUUGAUGCUUUGUUUCCAUGUGUUCAAGGUGGCACAACAGCAAUUCCUGGAGCGUUCGGUUGUGGAAAAACUGUGAUUUCUCAAUCACUAUCCAAAUAUUCCAAUUCCGAUGCCAUUAUUUAUGUUGGAUGUGGAGAAAGAGGAAAUGAAAUGUCUGAGGUACUCCGAGAUUUCCCAGAACUAACGAUGGAAGUUGACGGUGUUGUGACUUCGAUUAUGAAACGCACAGCUCUCGUCGCAAACACGUCCAACAUGCCUGUCGCUGCUCGUGAAGCCUCAAUUUAUACUGGAAUUACAUUGGCCGAAUAUUUCCGUGAUAUGGGUCUCAACGUUGCAAUGAUGGCUGAUUCAACAUCCCGCUGGGCUGAAGCUCUUCGUGAAAUAUCAGGACGACUUGGCGAAAUGCCUGCCGAUUCGGGUUAUCCUGCCUAUCUGGCUGCUCGUUUAGCUUCAUUUUAUGAGCGUGCUGGUCGUGUGAAAUGUCUUGGAAAUCCUGAACGCGAAGGUUCUGUCACAAUUGUUGGAGCCGUUUCGCCUCCCGGUGGUGAUUUUGCCGAUCCUGUGACGUCUGCGACACUCGGAAUUGUUCAAGUGUUCUGGGGAUUGGACAAGAAGCUUGCGCAACGAAAACAUUUCCCAUCAAUUAACUGGCUCAUCUCAUACUCGAAAUAUAUGCGGGCUCUGGAAGAAUUUUACGAGAAGAACUACCCGGAGUUUGUAAAUUUGCGGACAAAGUGCAAGGAAAUUCUUCAAGAAGAGGAAGACUUAUCGGAGAUCGUGCAGCUCGUCGGUAAAGCAUCGUUGGCCGAGUCCGAUAAGAUCACGCUGGAAGUAGCCAAAAUUAUCAAGGAUGAUUUCCUGCAACAGAAUGGUUAUACCAAAUAUGAUCGUUUCUGUCCAUUCUACAAAACAGUCGGCAUGCUGAAAAACAUGAUCGCAUUCUAUGAUAUGGCUCGUCAUGCCGUUGAAAGCACCGCCCAAUCUGAAAGCAAAGUCACAUGGGCCAUUAUUCGAGAGAGCAUGGGUGAUCUACUUUACCAACUUUCGUCGAUGAAAUUCAAAGACCCGGUUGCCGAUGGUGAGGAGAAGAUCAAACAGGAUUAUGAAGAGCUGUUGGAGAAUAUGCAGAAUGCAUUCCGCAACUUGGAAGAAUAA
This is a messenger RNA of Caenorhabditis bovis, 2997 nucleotides long. Lineage: Eukaryota; Metazoa; Nematoda; Chromadorea; Rhabditida; Rhabditidae. The record is from the annotation of a GenBank genome assembly.